Molecule: messenger RNA, 903 nt
Organism: Funneliformis geosporum
Lineage: Eukaryota; Fungi; Glomeromycota; Glomeromycetes; Glomerales; Glomeraceae
Source: the annotation of a GenBank genome assembly
AUGUCAUUAAACGAAGCAGAAUGUUAUGAUGCAAUUGAUGAUUUAGUCGAUAAACAUAUCAAAUCAGGUAGCUUCUUAUAUAGCAUGGUACUUAUUCUUACGGUUUUUACUGAAUACAGUGGAAUUUUAUAUGGAGAUUUAAAUAUUGGCUCAUAUUUAGGAAAAGCUUUUACCUUUAGAUUAUUUACUUGUACCAGUAAAUCCAAAACUGCAAUAUAUUUUUAUAUUAAUGGGAAAAACAAAAGCAAAGGAGAAGACAGUGGAAAUAAUCAAAAUGGAGAAAGUAGUGAAAAUGAUCAAAACGAAGGAAGUAGCGAAAUAUUUACGCAAAUAGAUACACGCAUAUUGGCAGAUGCACAAAGAAGGAUUCUUAGAACCGACAUGUUAAAAGAAUAUGGAAUGGAAAGUCUUAUCAAAUUUUUGCAGGAAGAUUUCAAAUUAAAACACAUAGAAGAAUACAGGAUGACAUUGGGACAAGCAUUAGAACUUGAGGAUUAUAUUAAGGAGCUGAAUGAUCAAAAAGUAAGAGUAAAUUUAGGAGACAUUCUUGUUAAAAAAUAUACUAACGGUUCAAAAAUAUCAUCAAAUUUUAAGAUUCCUCCUUUAACAGUAUAUGAUACUAUUAAUCGCUAUAAAAAAACUGAUUCUUCACAUCCUAUUAAACGUUCUGAAAGGCCAAAUGUUUUAUCUAAUCAUGGAAAACAUUUAUUACAAAGGAUCGUUUAUAAAGAUAGAUUUUCUUCUCUUAGUGAAGCUCGUAACUAUCCAAACCUAAUUUUUCAACAGGAUGGUGCGUCUUGUCAUACUUCUUCUUAUACUACUUGGUGGAUGGAAUCUCAUGGAAUUUUGGUUUUAAAUUGGGUGAUGCAAAGUCCAGAUUUAAACCCAAUUGAGUAUUUGUAG